Molecule: messenger RNA, 1553 nt
Organism: Panicum virgatum (switchgrass)
Lineage: Eukaryota; Viridiplantae; Streptophyta; Magnoliopsida; Poales; Poaceae
Exons: 4
Coding region: 295-1227 (310 amino acids)
Source: RefSeq, a predicted model, not a curated record
CAGCCCACCUCGCACCCGUCCGCGACUCGGCCUAGUCGGCCUGCCCCGUCCCCCGCCGGCGGCCGCGCUCCUUCACCUCCCCCCACAUCUCCCCGUUGUCCGAACCAGGCCCGCCGCCCUUGCCACCGCACCGCCAGGCGCCAGGUCCCGGCGGCCGCGCUCCUUCACCUCCACGGCUCCACCCACAUCUCACCGUUCUCCGAACCAGGCCCGCCGCCCUUGCCACCGCACCGCCAGGCGCCAGGUCCCGGCGGCCGGCACGACCGUCUCAACCCGCGCACGAUACUCGAAGAGAUGCAGGAUAGAAUGAGGCGACAGGGACAAUACGGUGAAUCAGACAUCAAUUCCAUGGUUGCUGCCCAGUUGCAUCACUACCAAGCACAGCAAAGGGUGCAGCAACACCCUGAGAACAGCUAUACUGGAAGAGAUCCUGCGCAAGCUCCUGGGGAGCACCAGUACACUCCCCCGAAGGUGAGGCAGAGUCAAUGGGAUCGAGGUGGACCAGACAUGCCAAGCCAGGUUCCAUCAUAUGCAUAUAAGGAAGGUCAAAGUGCUGCGGGUUCACAGUCCUUUUACGAUGGACAGAGAUCUGAUCCAAAGGUUGGUCUAGAAAAGCAGCCCAGCAAGGAAACAAGGGACCAGGCUCGUACAGAUAGGACUGAAACAAGAUACGAUGAUUAUAAUCUUCCUCGGACAUUUGAAGGUCUAGAGCAAAGUUUUCAUGAGGACAUCAUGAUGCUAUCCAAGGAACUACAGGAUGCUGAGGAUGCUGAAAAUUCUAGACACAUGGAGAGAUUGAAGGAGAUAAAUACACGGUACCAGGAGAAACUAUUAGCACUUCGGGCUCGGCAAGCAAACUAUAGAGAUGAAUUCCUGCGUAAGGAAUCUUUGGCACGCCAGCAGCAAUACCAGCAGGCCAGCAUGAGCCAUUAUGCCAAUAACUCUGUGGCUGGGGAGCAGCAUGGUUAUCACCCAACAGCUUUGCCUGGCGAGCAGCAUGGUUAUCAUCCAGCACCAGCAGCAGCCACACCUGCCGCUGCAGCUGGAGGUGCUUAUGGAGAAGCUCAUCGGGGUUAUGCUUCUGGCCAUGGCCAGUAUGAAUCCUUCACUGAUAGACCAGAUUACCCAGAUUUCCAUGGUGGCGGCAGAGGUCGGGGUCGUGGUUUUGAACACCGUAGCCAAUACCCUGGUGGCCGUGCUUAUAGUUCUGGUGGCCGAAGAUUUUAGAUGUUUAUUAGUUGCAUAGUCCGUCAUGUUGAGCUGAUCACGGCUUAUCUCAAUUUGCUGUGAUGUACUCGAUGCUUUAGAAGCUUUUGUUGCGAUCUCCUGGAAACCUAAACGCCUGUAGAACCUGUUCUACAAUCCGUGUCACUGAUAUGUUAGUAUUGAGCUACUUUUACAGUUUUGCCAGUGUUCCUUCUGGUUGUAAUUUGUGGACGAACCAGAGAAUACGGAUGUCUUUUUUCCUCUGCUAUCCAUUCAUGUUAUGUGUUCUCUGAAGCAAUAAAAGUACAUGUUUAUUGAAAUCGAAAUAAUAAAACCAGCCUUGCUUA